Medicago truncatula (barrel medic) is the source of this 2231-nucleotide messenger RNA. Its product is annotated as probable serine/threonine-protein kinase PBL7. Gene Ontology annotation, molecular function: protein kinase activity; ATP binding. Bases 194 to 1756 code for a protein of 520 amino acids. Gene Ontology annotation, biological process: protein phosphorylation. The record is from RefSeq and is a predicted model, not a curated record. Lineage: Eukaryota; Viridiplantae; Streptophyta; Magnoliopsida; Fabales; Fabaceae. The transcript has 6 exons.
UAUCUCUCAUUCUUUACAAAAUUCUCUCCCACCCCACAAGUAAAGCACCUUUCCCUUUUUCAGCACUCCAUAAAACUCUCUCUCUCUCUCUCUCUCUCUCUCUCUCUCUCUCUCUCAACUCAAGUGUGUACUUUCUCUUUCUUUUUCUAUAUCCUAGAUUUCUGUGCAUUUUGUUGGGAUCUAUAACUUCAUAAUGAGUUUCACCGUAGAAACCAACACUAACAUUUCCAACACACAUUCAUCACCAUCUUCUGCAAUUGUCACACACCACCACUACCACAACAACACCAAAAACAACCUCAAAUUUCGACACUUUCUGCGAAAAAUGAUCUGGGAAUUCGGUUUUUCAUGUGUUGGUGUUAAGAACCCAUCAAGAAAAACCCACAAAAACGAUGAAAAAGGUCACAAAACAACUACUUCAGAACACAACAAAGCAUGGUUGUUAGCUGAGUCUGGUGGGUGUGGAGCAGAAUUGAUGAACAAUGCAGAACCACAAUCUGUUCAUUCUAGUUUCAGGUUUAGUUUCUGUUCUCAAGUUGAGUUGGAAAGUUUGAAUUUGAGUUCUUCAAAUGCUGCAACUGUUUUGAUGGUGAAUUUGGAUAAUGGGGUUAGUGAAUCUCUUGUUAAGGAGUUGAAGUUGAGGAGAAUUGAGUCUUUGGAGAAAACUAUUUCUCCUGUUGCUCAUUCUUUGGUUAGGUUUAGUUAUGGUGAGAUUGUGUAUGCUACUAGGAAUUUCUCUAAAGGUAGGGUGUUGGGGAGAGGUGCAUUGAGCUGUGUUUUUAGGGGAAGAGUUGGGCUGUUGAGAACUGCUGUAGCAAUUAAGCAGUUGGACAAGGAAGAUAAGGAAUCUGCGAAGGCCUUUUGUAGAGAAUUGAUGAUUGCUAGUUCUCUUCAUAGUCCAAAUAUUGUUCCUCUUGUUGGUUUUUGUAUUGACCCUGAGGAGGGUUUGUUUUUGGUGUACAAGUAUGUCUCAGGAGGAAGCUUGGAGCGCCACUUGCAUGGGAGGAAGAAAGGUGGGAAGGGUAGUUCAACACUCCCUUGGUCUGUUAGGUACAAGGUUGCAGUUGGGAUUGCAGAAGCUAUGGCUUAUCUGCAUAAUGGAACUGAAAGAUGUGUUGUUCAUAGAGACAUUAAGCCCUCUAACAUUCUUCUUUCUUCUAAGAAGGCUCCGAAGUUAUGUGAUUUCGGACUAGCUACAUGGACUUCUGCACCUUCAGUUCCUUUCCUUUGCAAAACCGUCAAAGGAACAUUUGGAUAUUUGGCCCCUGAGUACUUCCAACACGGGAAAGUAUCCGAUAAGACUGAUGUUUAUGCUUUUGGAGUGGUUUUAUUGGAACUCAUUACUGGACGGAAACCUAUUGAAACGAAAAGGUCUCCGGGAGAGGAGAAUCUAGUCUUAUGGGCUAAACCAUAUUUACAAAAGGGGAAAGGAGCCAUUGAAGAGUUGCUCGAUCCUCAACUGAAGUGCAAUUUGAGAUUCUCAAAUCAAAUCGGCAGAAUGAUUGAAGCUGCAGCUGCUUGUCUAACAAAUGAAGAAUCUAGGAGACCUAGCAUACAUGAGAUUAUUGCCAUACUGAAAGGUGAAGAAGAACCUGUUGUCUCCAAAAGAAAAAAGUCAAGUUUUCUUGGAAAUGGGUGCGUGAUCGAUUGUUAUUCUCAAUUACAACAACCGAAUAACGAGAUGAAAAGUCACCUGGCUUUGGCAAUGCUCGGAGUUUCAGAGUUUGAGGAUGAUGAUUAUCUCUACGUAUGUUAGUUAAAACAUGAUGAUGAGACCUCAAAGUAACUUUAGAUUUUGACUUGAUUCUUGCUAGAGUGCUAAAGGUUAGAUGUGAGGGAGUUGAAGUUGUAAAUAGAAAUAGGAGCUGAGAGGAAGAUUGCUUGUGUGUAGAUAUCUUCCCUUUACCUUUUCUCAAAGGUUACAAAGUUUUACAGAUUUUCAUAAUUCAGAUUUUGAUUUCGUGUUGACGCAAUUACUGAUCUCAACUGUCCAAUAUCAAAUGAACAGGCGAGAUCGUUUAAAGUUGUUUUGUUAUUGUGUAAUCUGAGAUGUCUGAUUUCAGAUUAAUGGUCAAGAUCGUUUAUUGCGUAAAGCUACUUGAAAUAACUUCUGCAAGCGAUCCCGGUCUGUUUGAUUCAUGUUGUAAAAUUAUGCACUAUGAUCCUUUUAAGUUUUAGGCUCACAAGCGUGCAUGUUUUAGGUGGAAUAUGAGUUAAUAGUUUUCAGCAUA